Molecule: messenger RNA, 1329 nt
Organism: Medicago truncatula (barrel medic)
Lineage: Eukaryota; Viridiplantae; Streptophyta; Magnoliopsida; Fabales; Fabaceae
Product: receptor-like protein EIX1
Exons: 1
Coding region: 1-1329 (442 amino acids)
Molecular function (GO): protein binding
Source: RefSeq, a predicted model, not a curated record
AUGCUUCAUUCUGGGUUCAAUUUUCUUCUUUGCGUGGUUGCAAUUUUAUGCAUCAAUUUGUUAUGUGUUGAAAGUUUUUAUCCAAGCAAGUGUGUGGAGACAGAGAGGCAAGCUCUCCUUAAGUUCAAAGAUGCACUUAUUCAUAGUAAGGUCAAUCUUACGUCAUGGAAAGGUGAAGAAUGUUGUAAAUGGGAAGGAAUUUCAUGUCAUAAUUUAACUGGUUAUGUAACCAGUUUGAAUCUCAAACCUUUCGAUUAUACAAAAGCAGUUGGAGGUAAGUUAGAUUAUUCAAUAUGUGAACUUCAACAUCUUAUUUCUUUAAAUCUUGAUAAUAUUGGCUUAGAAGGAAAGAUACCAAAGUGCAUUGGUUCACUUGGUAAGUUGAUAGAGUUAAAGCUUAUGUACAAUAAUUUUUUUGGUGUCAUUCCUCCUAGUUUGGGGAACCUUUCCAAUUUGCAAACUCUUGACCUUUCACAUAAUUAUUUAACUGCAAAUGACCUUGAAUGGCUUUCUCAUCUCUCUGAUUUGAGAUACCUUGAUCUAUCAGAGGUCAAUCUCACACUGGCUAUUGAUUGGUUGUCAUCAAUAAGCAAAAUUCAUACUUUGUCUGAACUUCAUUUAUUUGGUUGUGGGCUCCAUCAAGUCACUCCUAAAUCUAUUUCCUACAUGAACACUUCAAUUUCUCUGAAAUCCCUUGAUCUUGGAGAAAAUAGUUUAAACUCUUCCAUUCUUCCAUGGGUGAGUAAUGUUGGCAAAGUCCUAAUAACUCUAGAUCUCAGUUUUAACCAAUUCAAGGGAUCAAAACCACUAUUUGAGAUAACUAAACUUGCCUCAUUGCAACAUCUAGAUCUCUCCCAUAAUGAGUUGAGUGGGUCAUUUCCACAUACGAUUGGCCAACUUUCUUAUCUUCAAGAAUUGUUUCUCUCAUCAAAUAAGUUUAACAGUGUCAUUAUUGAAACACAUCUAUCAAACUUAUCUCAUUUAAGAAUUUUGGAUGUGGCUCAUAAUUCACUUUCAUUCAACUUAAGUUUAGAUUCGGUUCCUCCUUUCAAACUUUUUGCACUUUAUGCAUCAUCGUGCACAUUGGGUCCAAAAUUUCCAGUAUGGCUCAAGCAUCAUGGGGAACUUCGUGUGCUAGACAUCUCAAGUAGUGGUAUUUCAGAUUCAUUUCCUAAAUGGUUUUGGAACCUCUCUUCAAGUUUGAUAUACUUGAAUGUUUCAUAUAACAAACUUAAUGGACCCUUGCCAAAGUCAAUUCCAAAUAUGAAAUUCAGUAUACUUGAGAAUUCCAGCACUAUUAAUAGUGAUAGACAUUUAAGUUGCAGUUAA